UCGCCCUGAUAAGGUCACAAUUGACGCAAUCCCAUUCUCUUGAUAAUCCCAAGCCAACAACCCCGUAAUCCCCCCGCAAUAAAACCCGUCUAGACUUUGAGGUUAUGCUCAGAACCAUGUCCGAAAUCGAUGUAAAGCUCGGUCUGCGAAAAGUACUCGAAAGAAUCGAGCAAGCCAGUCUCAAAACGCCUCAAGAGCUGAGGUGUAAGCCCCCACGACUGGUGGCCGUCACCAAGACCAAGCCCGUCGAGCUGAUCGUGCAAGCUUACGAGGCCGGCCAGAGGCACUUUGGGGAGAACUACGUGCAGGAGCUGGAGGAGAAGUCCCACCACCCGCUUAUUUUGGAAAAAUGCAAGGAGAUCAAGUGGCACUUUAUCGGGCAUUUGCAGACGAAUAAGAUCAAUAAGGUGCUGGCCACCCCCAACCUGUACAUGGUCGAGACCGUGCAUUCGCAAAAACUGGCGGCGAACUUGAACAAGAGUUGGCCCAAGUUCGGGCCCCUGGACUCCAAGCUGAACGUCAUGGUGCAGAUUAAUACGAGCGCUGAGGAGGAAAAAAGCGGGAUUGAGCCGAAUGAGGUGGUGGACUUGACCAAGUUUGUGCUAAAUGAGUGUCCAAACUUGCAUCUGGAGGGUCUAAUGACCAUUGGGAAAUUCGGAUACGACAUUAGCAAUGGCCCCAAUCCCGAUUUCCUCACUUUGAGGAGUUGCAGGGACAGAGUUUGUCGAGAGUUGGGCCUUGACUGGAAAACCGUUGAGUUAUCAAUGGGAAUGUCAGACGGUUAUGAACAUGCUAUUGAGCUGGGGAGCACGAAUGUGAGGGUGGGGACGGCCAUUUUUGGAGAAAGGACGAAGAAACAGUGAAGUUUGGUUGUAAAAAUCGAACAAAUAAACGUUGUUUUUGUGUUUU
Tribolium castaneum (red flour beetle) is the source of this 909-nucleotide messenger RNA. RefSeq lists its product as uncharacterized. Lineage: Eukaryota; Metazoa; Arthropoda; Insecta; Coleoptera; Tenebrionidae. Gene Ontology annotation, molecular function: pyridoxal phosphate binding. Gene Ontology annotation, cellular component: intracellular anatomical structure. The coding region runs from base 105 to 863 and encodes 252 amino acids. The transcript is spliced from 4 exons. The record is from RefSeq and is a predicted model, not a curated record.